AAUACAGGCAUUUAUUUAAGAGAGGUCUGUAUAGUUAGUGAAGUCUAGUAUAAGUUAAGUUGUAGUAAAGAGAACAGUUAAAUAACGUUAAAGAAAACUUGACCAUACAAAAGUACAGAGUACAAAGUCAUAUUUUAUAUUUAUCACUCCACUAUUGUUAGCCGUACACCUAAUCUAACAAUGAAGAGGUAUCAAUUAAUAGGGAGAAAGAAGUCGAUAGACAAAUCUCGAUUUCAAAGUAUACCAAUAGAAUAUCCUCCUUAUCAUAUUUGUUCAUUACCUUAUGAAAUCUUACUAGACAUAUUUGCAUUACAAGAUACUCAAACCUUACUAAAAUUAUCAUUAGUAUGUAAAAGAUUUAAAACUAUUAUAGAUAAGACAUAUUUAUAUAAUAAGUUAACAUUUAAAUCCUCGAGAAUUUUUAAAAAAUUUGCUCAUGAACAUCUUUUAAUAGAUAAUCAUACCAGUAGUCAAAUAAAUUUCAUUAAAGAAAUUGAAUUUAUAAAUCCAUUAAUUAAAGAAAAUACAAAAUUUGAAAUUACAAUAGCUGGUAGUUAUAAAAUUGAUGCAGAAUCUUCAUUAAAUCCUACUUGGAAUUUUGAUGAAUAUAUAUCAUGUUUUUCUAAUUUAUUGAAUAAUAGUUAUGGAUUAAAAGUUUUAACUAUUUCUCAAAUAGCUCCUGAAUUUGCAUUCCCAAUAGAAAAUUCUUUAAUACCUUCUACAUCAUUUUCAUCAAUUUUUAAUAAAAAGAAGAUUAUAAAAAAUAAUCAUCGACAUAUUGAAAAAGUUGAAUUGAAAACUCAAUCUGGUUGGUCUAUUCCAUUCAAAUUAUCACAUAUAUCUUUAAUUUUAUCAAAUUUCGAUGCUAUAAAUGAAUUAUGUUUAACUAGUUUUAUUAUUGAUGAUUUUAAAUUAUUAUCAUUAUCUUCAACCAAUAAAUAUUCUUCUAAUAUUAAUAAAUUAACAUUAAAUUCAUGUCUUUAUGCUAAUACUUAUAAAAGGAAAGUUCCUAAUAAGAAAUUAGUAUCUUCAUUUAUUUUUGAUAAUGUUCAAAUAUUAGAAUUAAAUAAUGUAUUAUCAGGGAAUGAUUUAUCAAUAAUUGAUUUCAUAAAAUUGAAUAAUAAACUUUCCACAUUAAUUCUUGAUUUAUCAUCAUCGAUAUUCUAUAGUAAAGAAUAUUCUAAACAUAUAUUUAAUUAUUCAAAAUAUAAUAAAUUCUUUAAAUUAUUAUGUUCUGGUCAUGGUGGAUAUUCAAGUUUAAAGAAUUUAGUGUUAAGAAAUUUUGAUUUAGUAGAAUGUUUUGAUCAUAGUAAUGCUCACAAAAAUGAUGAUAAUGAUCAAGAUGUAUGGGAAAAUCCAACAGAUAAUCUUGAAACUUUACUAAAAUAUUUAGGGUGUAUCGAAAAUGUUACCAUUGUUCUCUCUAAAGAAUGUUCGGUGAGAACAGUUAAAACAUGUGUUAAGUGUGGCUUCACUAUGUCAACCACAAAUGAUCUCACAGUUGAAGGUUUAGAUAGAGUAGGUUGGACUAAAUUAUUAGAUCCUCUAUUAAUAUCAAAUGAUUCAAAAUGUACUGUUACAAUUCUAAACUAUAAAUUACAGUCAUUGUUUAAUAGAAAUCCUACAACAGCAUAAAAUCGACUUGUUCUAUAAGGGAAAAUUUAUCUAAUAAAUCAAAUUAUAGCAACUAAAUAUAACAACAAGUAAUGCAUAAAAUUUAGUUAUUGUUG
This is a messenger RNA of Scheffersomyces amazonensis, 1730 nucleotides long. RefSeq lists its product as uncharacterized. The coding region runs from base 181 to 1635 and encodes 484 amino acids. The transcript has a single exon. Gene Ontology annotation, molecular function: protein binding. NCBI's taxonomy places the organism in Eukaryota, Fungi, Ascomycota, Pichiomycetes, Serinales, Debaryomycetaceae. The record is from RefSeq and is a predicted model, not a curated record.